Messenger RNA from Brienomyrus brachyistius, 3319 nucleotides. RefSeq lists its product as uncharacterized. The transcript has 22 exons. The record is from RefSeq and is a predicted model, not a curated record. Bases 295 to 2310 code for a protein of 671 amino acids. Gene Ontology annotation, cellular component: external side of plasma membrane. NCBI's taxonomy places the organism in Eukaryota, Metazoa, Chordata, Actinopteri, Osteoglossiformes, Mormyridae. Gene Ontology annotation, biological process: negative regulation of T cell proliferation; cellular response to lipopolysaccharide; T cell costimulation.
CGUUUUCAUUUUGCACUUUGCAGACGGUCCCUAAGCUUUCCUCUGCCAGCGGACUGCUCAUAGUGAGCAAUGUUAUCCCUAUUUCUUUAAAUACAUAUUGUUUCGACGAAAAUCCGGUUGUAGCUCAUUGUCUACCUUACCGCCGUUGAAUAGAUAAGUAUAUUGUGUUGUAAGAACGUUUUGUUUAAGAUUUAUUGAGCCACGAAGUUCGAAUCUGUCAAUGUCUUUCCAACAUUACCGAACUCUAUGGAAGUGGGUCUUUGCAUAAGAACAACUGCAAUCUAAUAUUCGAACAUGCAGAUCAAAAAUUUUAGCGUCAUUUUGAUCUUCUUCAAGUUCGUCAUUAACUCUGACGAGCGGCUGGUGGUGACGGGUGCAGAUGAGCCUGUCUAUGCACAUGCUGGAGAGGAUGUGACUCUCAGCUGCUCUGUGGACACCCAUGUUAAUGUGACAGAGCUUCAGGUGAAAUGGAUAAAGACAGACGAUGACGGUGACAUCUUGGUGCUUCUGUAUGCUGAUGGAGAGAACAGACCAGAGUCACAGGAUGGGAGAUACUCUGGAAGAGCUGAAUUCUUCACUGAGGAAAUUCCCAAAGGAAACUUCUCAAUGAAACUGAGGAAAGUCAGGAUGGAAGACAAAGGAGAGUUCAGGUGUGAAGUCCACUCAGAUACUGAUUCUGCCAAUACAACUGCCAGGAUAGCAGCACUGGGUUAUUCAUCCCUGCAUUGGCUGAUUCUGUGGCUGUGCAUCGCUGUCACACCUGUAGUCCUACUUACUGGUGCUUUAUCUGUCAGGCAUUUAAUAAAGGAAGAUAAAAGCAAACAGGCUCUGCUGAGUCACUGCUCACAUGUCACAGUCCCAUCAAUCAUGGUUUCCGCAGCCUUCAUCCUGUGGGGUGUAACGGAAGGAUCCACAGAAGAGGCUGUCACUUGUACUGCCAUCAGUCUGACGUAUAUCCUGCUGUUGUUUCAUAUGGCCCCGUAUUGUAAAUCAUUCGCAGACAAAUGGCAGAUUAUUAUUCUCCACACUCUGAGAACUGUAUUUCCCAUCAUUAUGGUCGGUGUCCUAACAGGUUCUUUCAUUGAGUUUUUAGAAAAAUUUUCCCCAACCCCAGCUGAGAAAGCAGCAUUUGGAGGAAUGUUUGGUGGAAUCAUAUUUAUGUUCAUCGCUUUUGUUAUAUUCCAAAUCAUCUUUGUUGUGCUUUUGGCAAAAUAUUCAGGAGAGAGUCAAACAGUAAAGAAAACACUUGACUAUGUAGCAGGAAUAAUUGGAGUUACAUUCUUGGUCGUCAUGGCUUCAUACAUAAUUGCUGUCAGUGUUUAUCUGGCGAAAUACUCAGCUCUAGCUUGGAAAGAACAACUUGCAACAUUUUCCACUUUAUUAAUGUUUCCAGUCAGCUUAGUUUUUUUUCCAGUUGGUCUCGGUGUGUUUUGGAUAAUACGCUCCAAAAUGAUGGGAGGAACAGUACAACUUAGGGACAUUCCUGUAAUCAUGGGUGAUUUCCUGUAUGAUUUCAGACUCUUUUACAUGCUGUUCCUUGCUAUUUAUUCCCAACUCUUUACCUGGAUGAACAACACAUUUAUAUUAGAAUAUUCAAUUCCGAAUGCAGUAGCUGCUUUGGGAAUCUGUGCCUGCAUAUAUGUCAAGGAUUAUUUAUUGUAUCGUGAAAAAAAGCGCUUGGAGGGAUUUUACUAUUUUGCUCAGAAAAUCCUUCUGGGGAUUUUCUUCCUGCUUCACCUGAUAUUAAGUUUCCUGUAUGUAUGUGUGAUUUUUGAAAAUGACAAAGGACGACCUGUAAAGAUCUGCGAGUUUGUGUUUGUCUACAUUCUGAUUGUCACAUUGCUCUUUCUAUUCUGGGAGCGAGAAGAUUUGCUUGCCAAACCCCGUAAAUAUGUAUAUUUCUCAGGGGCUUUUGCUCUCCCUCUCCUGAAUUCUGUUGGCCUGGCUGUAGCAUUAAAACUCAAAGCAGACAAAGGAAAACAGCCAUUCGAUCUACGGCUGAUUGUCCUCAUUUCUGGGUCUGUCUUCCUCUUCGGCUGGUUUGUUAUAGAGAUGAUUGCAUACUGGUUCACCAAAAAAGAAAAAAUAAUAGAAGAGAUGGGCUUGGUUGAGAGACACCAAGUUACCGAGCUUGAUCAGGGAUCAUGUGUCAAUCAGGAGACGAAUGCCUCAUCACUCUCUGAUCCUGAUAGGCCAAAUGCAGAGCAGAGAUCACAUGACAGUCACGAGAUAGAUGACUGUUCAGCUGUUGAUUCCAAUGGAUUGAAUACAGAGCAGAGAUCACAUGACAAUCAGGAGAUGGAGGCAUAAUCACCUGCUGAUCACAAUGAACCAAACCCAGAGGAGGUCUUCACUCAGAAAGUGGAGCAAGCAAUCAAGGAGGAGGCAUGACUUCUUGGGUCCUGCAUCAUGUUUUUGGGUCUUAUGAACUUCAUAUGGUUUCAUGUAAGGUUUUCAUUGAGAUAUACUGUAUCUAUGGAGAUUCAGGGUGUUCGUUAUUAGAUUAAGUUUAAAAGCUUCAGGACAUUUGCUGCUGCUAGAAUGAAUAUAGUGUGAAUCCUGUUUUUAAAGCCUCCGUGAGUGUUUCCUCUGUAAUUGGUGUGAUGCUACCCCACCGGACCAGUCACCAAGCUGAACAGCAGCCAAGGGUGAAGCUGUACCACUCACCAAGCUGAACAGCAGCCAAGGGUGAAGCUGUACCACUCACCAAGCUGAACAGCAGCCAAGGGUGAAGCUGUACCACUCACCAAGCUGAACAGGAGCCAAGGGUGAAGCUGUACCGCUCACCAUGUUGAAAGCCAGUCAGGAUGGGGGGGCAGUAACAUAUGAUAUAACAAACUUGUUGGGAGGCUGCUGAUCAGCACCACCCAGCACCGAUAUAACCAUGGUUUCCUCACCGCUGACCAGUACAAGUGUUUAUGGGAUAUGAUUGGAGAUUGAUAAUGACCCCAGUCUGAGGGGGGGACAGUCUUUUAACAUAAUAUGUUGACAAUUUUGACAAAAUAAAUAAAUAAAUAAAUAUUUUAAUAAGUGUGGGCUACAAUUGGUCUAUAAAUGUGCCUCUGUAACUGGGACUGAGACUGGCUGGUAUGAAAAGCCAUGGAAAGACAAGAAACACGCAUGCAGGUGCACAUGUGUUUUUGUAGGUGGAAAAUGGAGAAUGACCAACAUACAGGGUUGCUGCCUCCUACCACUGGAGGGUGACCACCCUGAAUGGAUCAGCACCUCAUCACAGGCCCCCUUGUGGUAUACUGUGGUACAGUAUACUGUUUCCUAAUGUUCCACAAUAAACUUGCCCCUUCUUGGGUCCCUCUGUGCA